This is a messenger RNA of Lotus japonicus, 3019 nucleotides long. Its product is annotated as probable serine/threonine-protein kinase At1g54610. Gene Ontology annotation, biological process: protein phosphorylation; positive regulation of transcription elongation by RNA polymerase II. Lineage: Eukaryota; Viridiplantae; Streptophyta; Magnoliopsida; Fabales; Fabaceae. The record is from RefSeq and is a predicted model, not a curated record. The transcript is spliced from 8 exons. Gene Ontology annotation, molecular function: RNA polymerase II CTD heptapeptide repeat kinase activity; ATP binding; cyclin-dependent protein serine/threonine kinase activity. Gene Ontology annotation, cellular component: cyclin-dependent protein kinase holoenzyme complex; nucleus. The coding region runs from base 671 to 2770 and encodes 699 amino acids.
UCUUCCAUAACACACUCCCCGGUUUUCUCAAACCUGUUUGCCCUAGAUCCAUGGCUUCCAUGUCAGAACCUUGUAUCUCUGGCUGAAUUUCAAUGCUGCAUUGAACUCUCUUUUUUCAUUUUCUUGCAGGGAAAUCCUUCAGGAGCUCUAUAUUCAAGGUAACCAACCAUUGCCUUGGCAAUCCAGUUUCACAAGGUUCUGAGGGUCUUGCUAUUGUUGUAAAUUUGCAACUUUUGAUGACUCCUGGACUAGGAAUUAGCAGGCAUUCACUGGAAAAAUUCUUCUGAUGUGCAGAGAACUCUCAUUUUAAGUUAUCAUUGUUUUUGCUUCAAGUGGUUAGAGGAUAAAGUAAUGAUUUUUAUAGGUCUAAUUUGUUGAAUUUGAUGGUUCUACUGCUUGCUGGAGUUUACAUCUUAUUGGGUUUUUGUUGAUUGGUUUUGUCUGCUGUCUGCUGAUUUGUGACCAAAUUUGAUAAAUGAGACUAUUUUACCUAAUAUUACAUACUUUUAUUUGUGACAUUUGAGAAGAGAGUUGUAGCAGAGUUUGUUGUUAGUGAAGAAGGGGAUAAUAAGAUAGAAUAUUGGAAUGGAAAUGCAGUUCAAGGGGUGAACAUUGAGAUUGGAGUGUGGUUUUGUUUGUGGGGGAGGGUGGUUAGUGGCUUGUGUGCAUAAUGGGUUGCAUACUUUGUAAGUCUUCUGCCAUUGAGGAUAGCAAGGAUAGCCCAAGGGAACCUUUAUCAAACAAGGCUGUGCUGGACUCACGCGUGUCUAGGGGAACUUCAUCAAAGAGGGAGGAAGGGUAUCGGGUAAAGGAUCGAUAUGGUAGCAAUAAUGGGAGAGUUGCGUUGAUUGAUAAGCAAGGGCGAGGAAAUGGCUCUCUUCGAGUGCAAGGCGGUCAAUUUGAAAGGAAUAGGGAGAAAAUGGAAUAUGCUGUUGUUCGAAAUCCAGGGAUUGGUAGUGUUCCCAAAGCCUUGGAAGGGGAGCAGGUUGCAGCUGGGUGGCCCUCAUGGCUAGCAGCAGUGGCGGGAGAGGCUAUCAAGGGAUGGGUGCCACGGCGUGCCGAAUCGUUUGAGAGAUUGGAUAAAAUUGGUCAAGGAACUUAUAGUAAUGUUUAUAGAGCUCGUGAUCUUGAACAAAACAAGAUUGUUGCUUUGAAAAAAGUGAGGUUUGAUAAUCUUCAGCCUGAGAGUGUUCGCUUCAUGGCAAGGGAAAUUCACAUUCUGCGUAGGCUUGAUCAUCCAAAUGUCAUAAAACUGGAAGCCCUGGUUACUUCAAGGAUGUCAUGCAGCUUAUACCUUGUUUUUGAAUACAUGGAGCAUGAUUUGGCUGGGCUCGCAUCACAUACUGGGAUGAAGUUUACAGAAGCACAGGUGAAAUGUUACAUGCAGCAACUUUUACGUGGACUUGAUCACUGCCAUAGCUGUGGUGUACUGCAUCGUGACAUUAAGGGUCCCAAUCUUUUGAUUGACAACAAUGGUAUCUUGAAAAUUGCAGACUUUGGUUUGGCAAGCUUUUUCGAUCCCAAUCAAAUUCAGCCACUGACAAGCCGAGUUGUCACUCUUUGGUAUAGGCCGCCAGAGCUUUUACUUGGAGCUACUUACUAUGGCACUGCUGUCGAUUUAUGGAGUACAGGUUGCAUACUUGCAGAGAUGUAUGCUGGAAAACCUAUAAUGCCUGGUAGAACUGAGGUGGAGCAAUUACAUAAAAUUUUCAAACUUUGUGGCUCACCUUCUGAGGACUAUUGGAGAAAAUCAAAGUUGCCUCAUGCAACAAUAUUUAAGCCUCAACAACCCUAUAGGCGCUGUGUUGCUGAAAUAUUCAAGGAGCUUCCUGCACCUGCAAUAAAACUGAUAGAGACCCUUUUGUCCGUAGAUCCUUCUGAUCGUGGAACUUCAGCAUCUGCUUUGAAGAGUGAGUUCUUCUCAACGAAGCCUCUACCUUGUGAUCCUUCAAGCUUGCCAAAGUAUCCUCCUAGCAAAGAAUUUGAUGCCAAAGUACGGGAUGAAGAAGCUAGAAGACAAGUAGCAGAAGGAUGCGAGGCUCAGAGACAUGAUCCUGAGAGAAGAGGAGCAAGAGAAUCUCGAGCCAUUCCUGCACCUGAUGCCAAUGCUGAACUGGUCUUGUCAAUGCAGAAGAGACAAGGGAAAACUUAUUCACAAAGCAGGAGUGAGAAGUUCAACCCUCAUCCUGAAGAAGUUGCAUCUGGAUUUCCCAUUGACCCCCCUAGACCAUCACAAGCUGUGGAAGUAAGUCGGGAUUCCCAGGUGCAUCAACAUAAAAGGGCCUCCCAUUCAGGUCCGCUGAAUCACCGCAAUGUUGCUCCAAAGAUUUCAAUGGGGGGUGACUUACCAACAAGCUCAGGCUUAGUUGCAUCCAGGAGGAGUAUGUUGUCUGACAAUCGCGGAGAAACGUCUGGAUUGUCACAAGCAGAGGCUCCUAAACUAAUAACCUGGUUCCCAGGAUCCUUCAAGGACGCCUCUGAACCAUUGACGCGACAGGAUCAGAAGCAUCAUGGACAUGCUCCUCAGAAGGAAGAAGGGAGAUGCAGUAACCAAGACCCAAAUCUUGUUGGUUAUGGGUCCAAGGGUUAUAAAAUUCAUUAUUCUGGUCCAUUGCUAGUUCCAUCUAGCAACACGGAUCAGAUGUUGAAAGACCAUGACCGCCAAAUUCAGGAGGCGGGUAGAAGAGCUCGACUGGAGAAGGCAAGAAUGAGAAGACUUCAAGCUCAGGGGAACGACAUAACCAAUAUUUUAUUUGUUUCUGGUCGUUGAGCUGCAGAGCCUGAUUGAGCAAAGCAUCAGUAUUUUUUCCAUUUUGCUUGUACAGCGAGUAAGUAUCCCUUGCAUAAAUGCUCCCUUCCACUUAAUCACAUCUAUUUUCUUUCCACCUAUAUCUGCAAUUUAUUUCGAUAUUCUUGUAAAGCUCAUCAGCUUGAAGCUGCAUAAUACUAGGGGACAAUGUCUUUCUUAUGUUUAACUUAUGAUAGAGUAAUAUCAAUUUGAAGAUGGUUAUUUAUUGUA